This is a messenger RNA of Saprolegnia parasitica CBS 223.65, 772 nucleotides long. RefSeq lists its product as hypothetical. The transcript has a single exon. Gene Ontology annotation, biological process: nuclear mRNA surveillance; poly(A)-dependent snoRNA 3'-end processing; U4 snRNA 3'-end processing. Gene Ontology annotation, cellular component: nuclear exosome (RNase complex); nucleolus; cytoplasmic exosome (RNase complex). Bases 6 to 743 code for a protein of 245 amino acids. The record is from RefSeq and is a predicted model, not a curated record. NCBI's taxonomy places the organism in Eukaryota, Oomycota, Saprolegniomycetes, Saprolegniales, Saprolegniaceae.
CUCGGAUGCAGAACUGCUACUUCCCGACGCUCAAGCCCGUGGACCCGGCGACGGCGGCCAAGAGCCACGUCUCGCGCCCCGAUGGCCGUGGCAAUGACGAGUUCCGCGCGUGCUUCAUGCGCUGCGGCGUGCUCAGCAAGGCAGCGGGCUCGGCGUACGUCGAGUUUGGCCGGACGCGCGUCGUCUGCGCCGUGUACGGCCCGCGCGCCGAAGUGGCCAUCAAGCAGCGUGGCCAGCCCCUGGUUUGCGACAUCAAGCUUCCGUCGAGCACGACGGUGCUGGACGCGUCCAUGAACGACCUCGAGCUCGAGUACGGCAACCUCAUGCGCCAAGCGCUCGCGCCGUCGCUCCUCCUCGAGAAGCUGCCCAAGUGUCAACUCAGUGUCCAUGCUGUCGUGCUCGAAAGCGACGGCGGGGACCUCGGCGCCGCCAUCACGUGCGCAAGCUUGGCGCUGGUCGACGCUGGCGUCGAGAUGAUCGACGUCGUCACGGCCUGCAGCGCGGGCCACACGGCCGAUGCGACCGUCCUCCUCGACCCGACGACGAAAGAGACGGGCGGCCACGUCAUGGUGGCGUUCAUGCCGGCCCGCGGCCAGAUCACGCACGUCAUGCAGAAGGGCGGCAUGACCUACCCCAAGGUGCAAGAAGCCAUCGAGCUCUGCUCCGACGGUUGCGCCGGCGUCCUAAGCACGAUGGUGCGCGCGUGCAUUGUCGAGAGCCUGCGUCACGAUAGCACCAACUAAUAUAGUACUACUACCCUUCUCAUGAAACC